Messenger RNA from Monascus purpureus, 813 nucleotides. NCBI's taxonomy places the organism in Eukaryota, Fungi, Ascomycota, Eurotiomycetes, Eurotiales, Aspergillaceae. The record is from the annotation of a GenBank genome assembly.
AUGGCACCGCCGGCUUUCCAGACCGUGGCAAUCGUGCAGACGGAUCAUCGGCUCUUCCUCAUGAAGUUGGGCACCACGCUUCAUGAGACGCACCGCCAGAAUGGUGCUCGGGUCAUCCAAUUCUCGGUAUGUCAUCGACCCUGCGGAGGUGAAGACAACUUCUUGCUCGGCAUUUUCGCUGAACGUCCCUUCAAAUUGCUCGUUCAACGUCUGAUAGACAUAAGUCGGCACUGUGGCGGUCCAGGAAUGGAUCGUCUGCAGGUCCCGAGGGCUGAUCAGGUUGACGCUCUUCAGCAGGCGGGUAAUGUCGGCUGCCAUGGUUUGCAGAAUGGUUUCAAAGGUCGCAAGGAUGUUCUGUGCGUACCACUGGUCCAGGAAUUCGGUCUUGUAGCUCAGGGUAAUCUUCUUGGCUUGGUGGUGGUCAUCGCCGGAGAGCGUUGCUCAAUGCGCAAAAUGAGCUCGGAAUCCAAGUCAUCGUCCGAAAGCCGCUGCUGGUCUGUCUCAUACUGCUGCUGCUGUGUGAUGAGACAAAGCGUGGUAUUAAAGGGCCUGCUAUACCCGGCUCCUCCACCUGGUGCAUGUCUUGCGGCUCAUCCAGCGGGAUUGUCGACGCGUGCUUCUACUGUUGUCAAAGAGAAUGGCAUCGGCAUCCUAGUCGGCCUGGAGGAUAUUAUGGACGGUCGUCGACGUCGUCGGGGAACCACGACGCACAAAGCCGCAGGACACGGCGUCAGCCAGGAUAUAGGCCUUGAGCAGCAGCACAAAGGCAAGUUUGCACACCUCAUCCUCCGUCAGCAGCUCCCCCGUAGCUAA